This is a messenger RNA of Uranotaenia lowii, 6558 nucleotides long. RefSeq lists its product as uncharacterized. The coding region runs from base 3108 to 4841 and encodes 577 amino acids. NCBI's taxonomy places the organism in Eukaryota, Metazoa, Arthropoda, Insecta, Diptera, Culicidae. The record is from RefSeq and is a predicted model, not a curated record. The transcript is spliced from 10 exons. Gene Ontology annotation, biological process: synapse organization. Gene Ontology annotation, cellular component: neuron projection membrane.
UCGGGUCGAGUGGACGGUAGUUCUUGGCACACGCACGAUACCUUGGAACACCUGUAAACGGGCAAUCGAGACUACUGAACAUUCCUGUUGAGUUGUGGGUGGGAGUUUAGUUUGGAGGGAAGUCGAAGAAUGUGAAAAAGAGUUGCGGUAACCAUGUCCGGUUUAGUUGGGCGAAAUCGGGUGAAGGCAGUUUGCCAACCGGUGUUGAAUCUUGCUGGUGAAUUUUAGCGCGGGGUUUAAUGUUGAUCAAUUGAGCUGCGGUGGAUAGGGAUAAAUUACCAAGCAAGGAAGAUGCAAAUGUGGAUUAACAUAUAUUAGAGGCAGCAACAACGGCAGCACACGUGGGAAAGUUUUGUGUAAAACGGAAGCAAGUGUUGUUGUGUCGGGGGAUCACGUAUAGAUUAAUUGCAGUUGAAUAAACUACAACACUACAGUUGGGAAUACACCGUUCAAUUUUUGUGAGAAGCCCUUUACUCUGGAUUUGUGCUCUAGAAAAGUGAAAUUAGAAAACAAGAUUAAAGAAUUUCAAAAAAAUUAUCAAGUGACGAAAAUUGUUUCUCUUUGCAACAUCCGCGUGAAAGGUAGAUUAUGAAAAAAGGAGUUGUUCAAGUGCAAUGUUAUGAAUUGAAAAAGUAAAGAUUUUAAAAAGUCAAAAAGUUAGAAAGAUAAAAAGUUGAAUGGUUCAGAGUUAAAUAUAAAUAAAUUUAAUGUUGAGUAAGUGUUCAAAGUGUCAAAGAUCAAACUGAUAAGGAUACAUGGAUUUAAUUGACUCGUUAAAUUUUACCAAAAUUCUGUGGAUACAUUAAAGAUAAUCAUAAUUGACUCGUACUCGUACAACACAAAUCAAGCCAAACCCAACUUGUCAACCAGAAAUUUCCCAUCUGUUUGCAUCAUCAACUGUUGCGCGGCAUCGAAACUACAGAGAGAAACUGGAGAGUGUUGUUGCCGAAUGUGUUUGUGUGCCAAGCGUGCCCAGAAGCGAAACGAGAAAGUGUAAAAAAAAAGAGCAGAAGAAAACUUCAUUAAUUCAGAACUGGGGAAAAUUCAGUGUAGCAAUCAACGGGAAAAGGGAAACGAGAAGCAGAAAAAAACUGGUGAACUAACGAAAAAAAAAAAAAAAAAACAGCGCAGACCAGCAGAAGGAAAACCACACAAGUCAAGCGAAAAUCACAACUGCAUGAAUAACCAAAGUGCUUCGCUAAAAAAGACGUCGACGAAGAUGAUGAUGAUGACGAGGAAGAGCAGAGGCAAGGGCAUGGCGAAGAUGCUGUUGCUGGUCCUGCUGCCAUAAGCAAGCAAGCAAGCAAGCAAGCAAGAGCAAGUGUGUCAGAAAAGAUGAAACUAAAUGAACCGAGCGGAAGUUCGAAGAAGUUUGGUCUUGGCCCUCGCUCGGCUUGAAAGAGGAAGCCGGAAGAAAAGUAGGGAAAAGUGCGCAUUGAGGGUGCAGAAAAAUAACAAUCAUCACUUGUGGUCGGAAUUUGCUUUCCUGCUGCUUCCUUCUCCACCAAAGUUUCGAUUCUGUUCCAUUCUGGGGAAGCUGUCGGUUCCAUUUCAUGGGCAGAGCACAGUACAUACAGUGAGUGUACCCAGACCCACCCAGCUUUGUGAAAUGUUAUGAUCUACAAGUGAUUAUGGAGAUGACGAUUUUGCGAAAUCGAAUCUGUAUCUACUGCCUUCUAGUGGAGGGUACUUGGUAAACGUUGAUUUUGUGUCAGCGACAAGUGGAUCGAAUCAAAACAGUGAAUGAAGGUGUCGGAUCAGAUCACAGUAGAGCGUUUUGGUGUUUUCCGGGAGGUUUUUCUCUUCACACAUUUGCUGCCAUAAGGAAUGGAAUUGGAGGAUUUAUCAAAUACUGUUUCAAACAAAAGUUUCAUCCCGGCAGGGCUCGAACAAUAGGCAGAUGUGAACGAGAAGGAGGGAGAAGCCUUUCAGGAUGAGAAACGGCACUGGCAACCGCAUCAUUAAAAUCGUUUGCAUAAAGUGUCCUCCUGCGAUCUCCAAGUGCCAUCAUCUCGGGCGCCUCCACAUCCACAAGAAGGAUAACACUCCGUCAUCGGCAGGACUUCUUCCCCUUCCCCAGGGCAGGAAACGGCAGCCCUGGAAUGCAGGAAUCCUGAUGAGGAUGCUAAUAAAAGCAGUGGCUGAUCCAACAGGUGCGACCAAGCGAAACUGUGUCAUCCUGCAUUGCUGCAACCCGCACAGCGCCAACGGCAAAAACAACAAACCAACGGCAACGACGACGGUUACGUAAAAGCACACAUCCUACGCAUAAAAACACCGUGCGUUAGCUCUGUUUGGAUACCUUAAGCGAGCACGACAGCGACAUUCGUAUGCAUGCGGAUUCAAAAUAGAGCUGUGUAAACAGAUAGGUACUAGACCUGGAAUGACAAUUUCAAACUAUGCUGCACAUUGCAGAGCUCACAUUCUUCAUGGCCCUCGUUGAACAGGUACCUUCAGCAGCAUUCAUCCACAACACAAAACUCACAAUUCAGCAUACAGAAGAAGUCUAGUGUAGUUAGGGAGAAAAAAAAACACAACAAUUCAGAGACCCUAAGGCAAACUAAGGUACUCUACUCGGAACAACUCGACCCAACACCGGUCGUGUGAACGAACGUCAUUUGCUGGGGCUAGAUUUUUUUUGCGUCCACCCACUCUAGGCAGGUAUUGUUACCGAUUUUCAUGUAGAAGUGAUUCGUGGUAGGACACUACUCUACAGGACCAGGAUCAGACUCUCUAGCUCCGGUUGACAGGUCUAAUAAAUGCUCAACGAAAGUGGAACACAAUAACGCCCAGGUACAAUCAGGUGCAACUUCGCCGAAGGCAAUUCACCCAGAGAAGUGCUACUGGAUAGUCUGCAAAAGCGCACAAGCUUCGCAUUCGUCCUUCCGAGGACUUCCAAGUAAUGUAAAACAGAAGGAGAACAAAAAAAAACUUUGAAAAAUACCAAGAGUUGAAAGCAAAACGACUCUAAGCAUAGUACAGAUGAGUACCGGAGAGCUGACAAAGCGUUAAACAUACACUUGUUUAACCAUAUACAUAAGUACAGAUACCUUUAUUGCGAAAAAAACAAACUGUGAGCCCGCUCAAAAACUUCUGGCAACUAAGCUAUGGCUUUGAGAAAGUUCAUAAUCCACGGAUUUUGCUGCUGCUGUUGCUGUUACAACAACGGUCGUCGUCUGGUUGGCAUCCAACGGCGGAAUCUACUAGCUGUGAUACUAAUUUUUACCAUCGCUAUGGGAGCACCACAUGCAGACCUGGGCAACCCAGCUUCGGCAAAUUAUUUGACACCGACAUCGUCAUUGGGAUAUUUCGCCACCCGGAACAACACAAAAGUCACUGCACAACGGGGCGGAACUGCGCUGCUUCCCUGUACCGUACUCACCCAAUCGUCGGCAUUGGUAUCCUGGGUCCGGCGAAGGGACUUCCAGCUGCUGACGGUGGGUCUAUCGACCUAUAGCAGUGACGAGCGCUUUCUGGUGGAGCACAUCCGGCACAUGGGCCACUGGGCUCUGCGAAUCAAAGCCGUUCGGGAGGAGGACCGAGGAUUGUACGAGUGUCAACUUUCCGUGCAUCCUGUCCAGUCGGUGUUUGUCGAGCUCAAAGUUGUCGAAGCCGUAGCGGAAAUUGUGGGCGCACCGGAUUUGCAUAUUGAUGAGGGCUCCACACUGAGGCUGGAGUGCAAAUUGAAGCGGGCCACCGAAUAUCCGGCAUACGUUUUCUGGUACCACGAGCAGAAUAUGGUAAACUUCGACCAGCAAAACGGCUUCUCGGUAACUCCAUUCCAGCCGACGACGGGACCUUCGUCAUCUUCCACGGCGGCGGCGCCAUUUUCCGGCACCGGAAGCCAUGGCCUUGGAACAGCGAUGGCCAACGACCAGCAGCAUCACGCACCGUUCCACGAAAUGAACAGUCAGCAAAAUCCGCUAGCAGCCCAUCCUCACCCGCAUCAUCAUCAUCAUCAUUUGCAGCACCUACAUCAUCACCUGCAAUAUCUGCACCGGCAGCACAAUUUCCCUCAUCAGCACCAUCAUCAUCAUCAUCAUCACUCGAGAGGAUCUUCUCCGGGUGGCGGCAUCGACGACGACGAUGCCACUUUCGGGUUGAAUGCCCUGGAUGUGCUGGCUGCCCGGCCGGAUGCAGCUUUAUGGGAUGAUCCGUCGUCGUCCUUCCCGGGAUCGGAUUCUUCGUCGUGGGGAACGGACGAUCCAUCUCUAUCGUCUCCAUCGACGGAAGAAGGGGCAGGAGGUUUCACAGGGGAACUUUCGGCCCUAGAUCGAUUGCAUUAUCUGGCCCACCUGAAUCACAGCGGGCUGCUUCGGUUGCUCUACUCGCACAUACUUCCGUCGGCGACCAGCGUCCUGACAAUCAAGGGGGUUCACUUGAAGCACGCCGGCAAUUAUACCUGCGCUCCGUCCAACACCCAGCCGGCCAGCAUCACCGUACAUGUGCUGCAAGGUGAAAAACCCGCUGCGAUGCAGCACGCCAACCGAAGCCAACUGGACCAACAGCAGCAGCAAUCGGAUGGAUCCGGUAAAACAUCAUCGAAGGGUGCUUCCAGCAGUAGUAGUAGCAGCAGCAUCAGUAUCAGUAGUUGGUUCCACGCGUAUAGAACGAGCCAAGUAGCCCUGGGGUCCAACAGCUUCCGGCAGCUGAUACUGCAGCAGAUUCUAAGCCUGUGGCCGAUUUUGCUGACGCUAGCUCUUCUAUCGGCGCCAACGACGACAACAAUAACGUUGGCACUGACGUCGACGACGGUUUCCCCUGUAGCCGGUAAAAAAUCGACGCUAAAAGCAGCCGAAACCGAACGGAACAGGAACCGGAACCAGAACCAGAUCCGGUGAAAGUGGGUACGGGGAGGUCAGGCGUCGGUUGACGGAAAAGUCCUUUGGUGGUGGAAUGCCAGAAAUGGGCUAAAUUAGGUUAAGCGAGAGCAAAAUGUAAUAUGCAAUAUGUGCGCCGCCGGCCUUUUUCUCUCUUGAAAGAAGGGGGGAGGGGUCUAUUCGAAAGCGAAGUUGAGGAAACCCUACCCUGCCUGAUGAAUGAACGAUGGGAUGCAGUACUAGACUGGUAAAUUCGGUUGUUGUUAGCUGGCUCGCCUGGCUGAUGCCUGAAAAACGAGCGCGAGCUGCAUUCUGGCGUCUGGUUACAGUGUGUUUGGAAGGAAAAUAUGUAUUCUACAUUUUUUGGAACCGGGUGAAGAAUUUGGAAUUUUUAUCCAGAUCGGAAUGCUUCUAAGCUUUUCUGGAAAGAGAAUCUUGAAUACUCGGUCAAGGAAAAGAAAGUAAAGGGGAAAUAACAAGUUUUAUAUGGUUUGGAUUUCCCUUUGAGUGCGUAUUUCUACAAAGGAUGCCAGAAUUUUUCUCGCACCCAUACGGGCCGGACAAAUCCGGGCAAUUUAAUCAUUAAACUUGGCAAAAAUGCAACAAUUUGUUUUGUGAAUAACUUUGGAAUGCAUGGAUGGAAAUUGAUGAAAUAUUCAGUGAAGCUGCGUAGGUAUUACUACUACUAUGUUCACAUGUGCAAAUUGAGGUGACGUUCUGUCAAGUUUGGCUUUGAUUGGCUUUAAUUUUUGAACACAACGUGCGCCAUCUAUCAUGCAUACUAUGAACUACCCUUUUUCCAAAUCAAGGCUACUUUUGAUUAUUUUUUCUCUGUUUCCAGAAGCUUAGUAUUCAAAACUACUCAAAGAAUUUUAUUUCAUCAUAUUUGACUUGAUAUCACUCAAUCUCUGCUUUCGAGUUAUUGCACUCUUCCAGAUCCAACUAAAACAGAGUAUAAACUUUGUAAGACCUAUGGAAAUGUUAUUCAAGGAAAAAGGUCGAAUUCUGAGGCAGCCUUCUUUGUUUACUGAGCCAUUCAUUGUUUCCAUAGUUAUUUAAUACUGAGUGAUUUGCAGCUACAACAGAUCGUCAGGCAGCUAGAGUGCUAGACAUCAUUUUUUUUUUUAAACAAAAAUCUCCUUGUUUAUCUCUGAAACAACAAGGAAAAACUUGUCAACGAAAAAUUUUUGGCUGGAAACAUGCCAGGUGCUCGCUAAAGAGUUUGUUUUGCCUGCUAGCGGUUUUAAUAUUUUGUGCACGAUUUGACCCCCGUUUUUGGUUUAUUUUAACGGCGAGAAACUUUUUUACCUUGCAGAAAUGAAGCCAUUGCGUUUUUCAUCACCAUGUGAUGAAAAACGCAAAAGAUUUGAGUUUCCCAAAGCAGGAUUUCUAGAUUAUUCCUGGACUAGCUAUUCUCAGGAUUAUCGGGGAAAAAGAUGGCCAUCUUUUCUUGAUGUCAUUCCUUCCAUCUGUUUUCGGAGCACGGUUUUGUAUCAAUUUUCGAAAAAGAUUGAAUUUGGAAAAUCAAAAAUACCCUAGCAACACUCCUGUCACAUUCGAGCACAGCCAACCAAGUCACGGGAAAUCUAAAAAUAUUCACAAACCGUGUGAAAUUUGGGCAAAUUAUACUAAAAUCCAGGUAUUUAUCACAACAAAUCAAAAGAACACAUCGAGACACAUCAGCGGCGUUGAAAUAAAAUAUUUAAAAUUUAAAAUGUUUGCUGGUUUUUCUGAUGGA